UUAUUGAGUGAAAUGACUGGUCAGAAAGCGGGUUUAUCAUCUAGCCAUGGAAGUAAGCACUCAGAGAUCUGGGCUGAGCCAAACAGUGAAAAUUUUAAGAAGUGCAUUGAACCAGCAUAUUAUAAAAAGCUUGAUGCUAUGACAAAUGGCUAUAUUCUAGUUAAUGCAAACGGAGGUUUGAAUCAGAUGAGAUUCGGGAUCUGUGACAUGGUUGCUGUUGCCAAGCUUAUGAAAGCCACACUUGUUCUUCCUUUGCUCGAUCAUAAAUCCUACUGGGCAGAUGAUAGUAAUUUCAAGGAUCUUUUUGAUUGGAAAUAUUUUAUUGAGACCUUAAAGGAUGACGUUCAUAUAGUUGAGACUCUGCCUGCUGGCUUCAGAGAGAUUGAACCAUAUAUGAUAACUCCUAUAUCUUGGUCUAAGGUGAAUUAUUACAAAGAAGAUGUCCUCCUUCUAUUGAAAAAACACAGAGUUUUAUUCUUCACUCAUACUGACUCUAGGCUUGUUAACAAUGGACUUCCGACCUCUAUUCAGAAACUGAGAUGUAGAGUAAAUUAUAAGGCACUGAAAUAUUCUGCUCCCAUUAAGGGCUACGGGGCAUUCUUAGUAUCAAAGAUGCGGCAAGAUGGACAACCAUAUGUUGCACUUCAUUUAAGAUAUGAAAAAGACAUGCUUGCUUUUACAGGUUGUAGCUAUAAUUUGACAACAAAUGAAGACAAGGAACUUCGAGAAAUGCGUUAUAAUGUGGUCCAUUGGAAGGACAAGGUUAUUGAUGGUUUUGGGAAACGAAAGCAGGGUGGUUGCCCUUUAACUCCUAGGGAAACAUCCCUUCUCCUCAAAGGAUUGGGAUUUCCAUCAAGCACACGUAUAUACUUGGUGGCUGGUGAAUCCUUUGGACUUGGAAGCAUGAAGUAUCUUACCGAUGAUUUUCCAAACAUCUACUCUCAUUCAACCUUAUCUAAAGAAGAGGAUCUUAGACCUUUCAGAAAUCACCAGAACAUGCUUGCUGGGUUGGAUUACGUUGUUGCUAUUCACAGUGAUGUUUUUAUUUACACAUAUGAUGGAAAUAUGGCAAAGGCUGUGCAGGGUCACAGGCGGUUUGAGAACUUCAAAAAAACAAUAAAUCCAGAUAGAUUAAACUUUGUGAAACUUGUUGAUGAUUUUGAUGAAGGAAAGAUCUCAUGGAAGCAGUUCAGAUCAAAGGUGAAGAAACUUCACAAGAAUCGAAUUGGCGCUCCAUACUACAGAGAGCCCGGAGCAAUUCCCAAGUUUGAAGAAUCUUUCUAUGCGAAUCCACUGCCUGGAUGCAUUUGUGAGAAGCCACACAAACUCAUAUUGCCACCAUUUACAGGAGAAGAUACUCCCCCCAUUUAUUCUAAAAUUCAUUAGAAUUUUUCUUUUUCUUUUUAUUUCUUAUUUUUAUUAUAAUAGGCAUGAAAGCAAUGCCAAUAUUUGGCAACUCAGCGCUUAAAGCUUAGGAUAGAAAACAUUUAUUUUCAGAAGAGAAUUGAAGCUGUUGAUAUCAGAAGCUUAAUGAUGGUGCCAUGGACUAAAAUAAAAAAUAACAAAGAGCUCAGAUCAUCCUAUCUGGCAUGAUUACAAUGUACAGAGAAGGAUUUUUUUGAUUUUUUUUCAUUUUUUGUGGCAUGAUCUGAUCAAAUUUGAUAUAAUAAGCUAAGAUGGCUUUCAUACCUAUCAUUUUUUUCUCUUAUUCUUUAUAAGUCUGUUAGUCUA
Phalaenopsis equestris is the source of this 1731-nucleotide messenger RNA. RefSeq lists its product as uncharacterized. The record is from RefSeq and is a predicted model, not a curated record. The coding region runs from base 13 to 1386 and encodes 457 amino acids. NCBI's taxonomy places the organism in Eukaryota, Viridiplantae, Streptophyta, Magnoliopsida, Asparagales, Orchidaceae. The transcript has 9 exons. Gene Ontology annotation, cellular component: cytoplasm; Golgi apparatus; chloroplast.